AUUUUUCGCUCUUUAAUUCCUGCUCUCUCUAAGAAAACUUUUUAGAGAGAGAGAGGGGUAGAAGUCUUGGCUUCGGUCUCUAAUAGAUAUCGUUAAACAGUGAGAAAUCUUAAGAACAGAUAAAGCACAAAUGGAUGCGGUAUUGAACAAGGUUGGCUCUUAUUGGCUCGGUCAGAAAGCUAGCAAGGAGUUCAAUUCUGUUGGCGACGACAUCAACUCAUUGUCAACGAGCAUUGAAGGUGGAACCAAAUGGUUGGUAAACAAACUCAAAGGAAAAAUGCAAAAGCCGUUACCAGAUUUGCUUAAGGAGCAUGACUUGCCAAUAGGAAUCUUCCCUCGUGAUGCAACCAACUAUGAGUUCAAUGAAGAGACGAGAAAGCUUACUGUCUUUAUUCCCUCAAUCUGUGAAGUCGGCUACAAGGACUCAUCUGUUGUGCGUUUUUCGACCACUGUAACUGGGUAUUUGGAGAAAGGAAAAAUAGCUGAUAUAGAGGGGAUGAAGACUAAAGUGAUGAUUUGGGUUAAAGUGACCUGUAUUGCAUCUACUGGAUCAAAGCUCAACUUCACAGCUGGGAUGAAGAAAACCAGAGAUAGAGGGGCUUAUGAGGUUCUUCGAGAUGGAGUGGGCGUAGAUAAGUUCUGAAGUGGUCAUAACACUUCAAAGGUAUUACUUUUAUGAGCUGUUACUCCUUAGUCAUUGCUGCUAGACUGCCCUUGCCUUCAUCUACUGUAAUUACAAUGACAGGUUGAAUUAAAUUUCACGUGCUUCCUUUGGUCAUAGAUGUGAUACGUGAAUUUUCUUUGUUCUAUGAUUGAUUAAUAUUAGCCACCCUUACCUUUUAUGCAUUCCUUUCUUGAUGAAGCAAAGGUUUGUGAAGGAAUUGCUGUUGUCAAAACUAAAAAUGUCGCUUUCAGAAUGGUAAAACCAAUAAUUGCUCGUUUAUUGU
This is a messenger RNA of Populus euphratica (Euphrates poplar), 947 nucleotides long. RefSeq lists its product as uncharacterized. Bases 131 to 643 code for a protein of 170 amino acids. The transcript is spliced from 3 exons. The record is from RefSeq and is a predicted model, not a curated record. Lineage: Eukaryota; Viridiplantae; Streptophyta; Magnoliopsida; Malpighiales; Salicaceae.